UGAAAAAGAACACAACAUUUUGCUUAGGAGUAGACAUACGCCACGCUUUUUCACAAGCUCUUUGUCAAACUCCAACUCCCAUGAUUCUGUGCGUUUUCGAGAAUAUAGGCGACUCUUCCGGUGCAUGAAGCUUUGCUAUCCUACCACUUUUCGUUGUGAACAGUUCACGCUGCGGGGACCAAACGUUUGAGGGCUCUUUAUUAGGUUAGUAAGGGUGUUUUUUUUAAGUAUUUAAUUAUGCUCUCUGAAUUUUUUGUUAAACGUAAGGUAUGAGAGCGCUAGCAAAAGAAACAACAGCGCAAACAUGAAGGGAUAAGGCUAAACGUCUAUUUUAGCCACCAUCAUAAAGUUCGAUGUAGCUCCUUGACAAAAACUGCCAUUGCAAGUUAUGCGUGUCAUCUUCCAAUAUUAGUCUGCAGCGAUGUUGUUUAAAUGCGACAUUAGCAUUGCAGAUAGCUAGAGUUGUAUGGACAGAUGUAUGACUUGGUAACCAACUCCCAAGUUACGUAGAUGACCACUAAGCGUCCAAAAAUAAGAACACAAUUGUACCGGAACGAAAGGGUUUGUAAUGAUCUUUUCAUGUUUCCCUACACAUGCCUUUUACAAUAAUAAUCUGGCCGACUGGACCAUAAUGCAUCACUUGGCACCCUCAAGUAGUCCACUGGGUUUGCUACCAAGCAUGUAUACAUUUUCUGGGCCCACAAGCUUACCUGAAUUUGAUCUUGGGUCUCCAAACACAUCUGAACACCUACAGAGAGGACCCCUGUCAAGCAAUUGGGAGACAAGAUGCCUCAGGAAGCACAGGAGGAGAUUUUAUGAUGAAGGAUGUCUUGCCAAAAGACGAAGAUUAACAACAGGGACCGAGCUGGACAUUUCACUGGACGGGCCUUCUAGAAACAGCUGUCCUACUUUAUGUACACAUCUAAGUGACCAUGCUCCUCCACCACCUUGUCCGUCACCUCACAACCUGAAUUCAUUGCGGUCCUCUUCUGAUGUGUCCCGACUUGAGACGGAGAGCUCCUGCAUGGAAAUAGAGGCAGCUCAAAGGAAGCUUCAAGAGAUUGAAAACAGAAUAACACUGGAGGACGACGAUGAGGAUGAAGAUCUGGAUGUGGAGCCGGCCCAAAGAAGGCCAGUCCUGGUCAUCUCGGACAGUUUGAAGGAAGGCCUGCAGCGUGGCAUCAGUGACAUCCUCCCCCACACAGUUGCUCAAUCUGUGAGCCAUUCCUGCAUGGAGCUGGUGUUGUGGCGGCCACCAGAAGACCCCUUCUGUCGCAAACUAAAAGGCUCGUUCCAGAAGCAGAGGAAACAACAGUCAGUCCCCCGACAUCCAACGACUCUGUGUGCUUCGCCCAACCAUCACAAUCCCCUCAGUGCACCUGGAGACACGCACACUCCUCUCCAUAACUUUCUCGUCACACAAAGCUGUGGAGAGGAGGACAUGGAAAUGUAAGAAGGUGUAACUCACUGACCGGACUUGCGUGGAAAUUGGUCACUUUGGAGUUGUUGCCGCUUUCGCUUAGUCACUUUUCGGUUCUAUGAAUAUAAUCCCAGAAUGAAGUAACAUCCUGACAUUCUACGUUCAUGUUACCCCCAAAUCAAAUCACUCUCAAGCUCAAGCUCCAUGAGUAAUAAUUAAUAUUUAACAUUUGCCAAAGCCUGGUUAACAUUGCACUGAUACACCGUUUCUAAGUAGGUGUUCUUUGUUAAUCAUCUGUGAGCAGCAACGUAUUUUUCUACCCUGCCAUCUUUAUUCUUCAGUGCCCAUAAAUGCUAACAUGCAUGACUUUGUACAAGAGCUGUAUUCGUUGUGGUUGAAAGACUAUUCUAUUUUGCUGAGCAAGUAUGCUAUAUAAGCUUUGAAGAGUUUGUAAAGUGAUGGAAAUGCACCUUGAAUUAUGUGUUUUCAAGGAUAUCCCAAUCAGAUAUGUUCUGUUUGUAUUUGUUUUACACAUAUAUUGUGCUUCAUCCAGUGGGAAAAGCGUGCAAUGUUCUGAUAUUAAAUUGUCUCAUAAAGUUGAUUAAAUGUUCAUUUGCAUGUUACAUAUGAUUAUAUGUCAUGUAACAGCAAUUCCUACAAAAAAAAAAGGCUUCAUGAGGUUUUCUACUGUCAGUCUCCUGUUAAACCUGCAAACCUCUGGAAUCUUGAGCCAUAAAACACUGUCACAGAGGAAAGUGCAAACGACCACUAAACAUUUGGUUGUGUCAUUUGUCACUGUGACCUGCUUGUUAAGAUGCUAUCUUAAGUACACUUAACUGUGAAUGAUUCAUUUCUUCAGUAAUGCCAAAUAUGUUCAAAUACCGUGGAUUCUUUACUGACUUCACUCAGAUACAGCUCACAAUGAGAGAGUAGUGUUCUUGAUCAUUGAGUAUUUGUUUAAAAAGGAUAGUAUUUAGUAUUCAGAUGAGGUAUUUGACUGAAUAUAGUUUGGUUCUUUUUUAAUCUUACUUUUGUAGCUUUACAAGUUCCAGGAUUAUUCAAUAAUGGGGUGUUUUUACCAUACCA
This is a messenger RNA of Doryrhamphus excisus (bluestripe pipefish), 2506 nucleotides long. RefSeq names its product coiled-coil domain containing 117 (gene ccdc117). The record is from RefSeq and is a predicted model, not a curated record. NCBI's taxonomy places the organism in Eukaryota, Metazoa, Chordata, Actinopteri, Syngnathiformes, Syngnathidae.